AUGAUGUCAACCAGCGAUGAUCCCACACAGAUGCUUCAUCUCCCCCAAGAUGAGCUCUCGUCGUCAUAUGACACAUCGGUCGCCGAUGUUCCUGUUAUCGAAAAAUGUAUUGAUGCCAUGAAGAAGCUUCAACGUAUCAUCGGCGAAGACUUUGUGGAUUUCGCCGAACACACUAGGAAUGAUAUCAUUGUCGGCGUUGAAAUACGAUUCGAAGAAAUGCGUUUUCCAGCUGUUACUAUCUGCAAUAUUAAUCCGUACAAAAAUUCUCUAGCUCGUGAAUCGCCUCCAAUUAGAAGCGCCAAUUUAGCCAUCGGUGCGGGUCAAAACGAGCAAAGUCAACAGCACGACGAGCGUAAAAAACGAUCAGUCAAUGUGCCUUCACUUUCGUCUGCUCACGUGUACUGUCGACGAGACAAUGACCAUUAUACGGCGGAUCCAGAAGGCGAUGAACGAUGUGUACUGUAA
This is a messenger RNA of Cooperia oncophora, 465 nucleotides long. Lineage: Eukaryota; Metazoa; Nematoda; Chromadorea; Rhabditida; Trichostrongylidae. The record is from the annotation of a GenBank genome assembly.